Marchantia polymorpha subsp. ruderalis is the source of this 2448-nucleotide messenger RNA. The record is from the annotation of a GenBank genome assembly. Lineage: Eukaryota; Viridiplantae; Streptophyta; Marchantiopsida; Marchantiales; Marchantiaceae.
GUGGGGAAUGUUCGCAGAAUCUGCGCACAUCGUGGCAUUGGCUGAAUGGACCCACGCGGGAGUUGGACAAUCGGAUUCAAUCGAGAGCUCGCGCACAACAAGUGGAUUUUGUUCUGGAGAUUCCUCGCGGCGGAGCCAUCUCCAAUCUCUUGUCUGGCGCAAGCUUUCCGAUUCGGAUUGCGGCAUGGCGGCGUGCGGGCGGGAAGGCUGAAGUGAAGAAGGGCAAGCCUAAGGGUUUUGGAGGUUUUGAGGCGUAGAGCAGAGACAUAAAUUUGCAGAAGGAUUUGGCCCGGAAGAUAUGUUCGUAACUGUUACCGUAAUCAGUGUACACGUCUGAGAAGAGAUGCAAGUGAGCAGCAAUUGUGUUUUGGGUUGUACAACGGGAAGAAUGGCACAAGUCGGUGCAAGAGCUCUGGGGAGGGGCUUGAUAAAGCAAUGGCAUCGAGACGUUUGUGUGAAGAUGGCGAGUACUGCUUUAAUUUUUUCUGCACUCCAGCCAGUUCGUCCUGCGUUGCACUUACCCUUGAGGCAGCAAGUGGUGUCGGGACGGGUUUCAAGAGGAAAUUGUUCCAGCUUGCUCCUUUUGAGGCAAUGUGCAUCGACUGAACCUUCGUAUGGAGCAGCCAACCCGGUACUUUUGGAAACCAGAGAGUGUGCAGAUGGAAGUAUCAUGUACAAGUUCGGGAGCCCUGAACAAAAAGAGGCUAUGUUAACCGCGAAUGAGCACCUGGAUUCCAAAGACGCUGAUGGACGUGAAGAACUGGACAAUAAUCCACUAAAUAAUUCUUUUUCUGCAGACGCUGAGCAGCUACAGAAUCCACCUGGCCACCAUGAGGAGGCGGUUGUAUCGGCUUCUUCAACUUCACAGCUUGACGCUGUUGUAGAACAGGAUUCACCAACAUCGGACACAAAUUGUGGUGAAAUCGAACAGCAGUUUGUUGACCUCGAAUUGGGAGAACAGCAGGUGGAUCCAGUGAAAAAUAAGGAUUCCAGCCGUAAGGAGGUUACAGUAGAUAAUCUUGACCUAAAAACGAGUCCUCAAACCAUCAGCGAAGAACCCACUCAGGUCAAGGGUGACGAAACGAAAGAUUUGACAAGUUGUCGCUUCAGCUCAGGAGCUGCCAUGAUUCCACAUCCGGAGAAGGCUGCACGUGGUGGUGAAGAUGCAUACUUUAUUGAAGGCAGCCAAUGGAUAGGAGUUGCAGACGGGGUUGGGGGCUGGGCCCUUGAAGGUAUAAAUGCAGGACACUAUGCACGAGAGCUCAUGUGGCACUGUGCGGAGCUUGCUCGACAAAGUGAUAAGGAAUCUGAUCCAAAAACUCUGCUCGUGAAGAGCUUUUCCAGAACAAAGGCCAUGGGAUCAACAACUGCUGUAGUAGCUUCCAUCAGUGGCCAGACUCUUACCGUGGUUAAUAUGGGAGACACUGGCUUUCUGGUAGUAAGGGAUGGCGAAGCAGUUGCUCGCUCGACACCAAUGCAACGGGGUUUUAAUUUCCCGUACCAAAUUGGAAGCGUGGGCGAUGAUCCAUUCCUAGCAGAGGUGUAUCGGGUACCUGUUGAGAAAGGAGAUGUUAUCAUUCUGGGGUCUGACGGUUUGUUUGACAACCUUUUCGAGAAUCAGAUUGUUGAGAUUGUAGACAAACUUCUGCAAUUAAAAUCUGAACCCGAAACUGUGGCUAAGGAGCUGGCUAAUAUUGCACACAAAGUCGGAGCAACUCAGGAAGGAAUGAGUCCUUUCGCUAAGGAAGCGCAGGCCGUCGGCUACUCGUAUAGUGGCGGGAAGAUGGACGACAUAACCGCUGUCGUAUCUUUUGUAUCAUAACACACUCAACCUUAGAUACGAGUGAGUCGUUUUACAACGGUUUACAUUUGUAAAAUUAACAUUUUCGUGCUGCGGACCAUAGGGUCAUUUGUCUCCCGUGGUCGGCCGCUCCUAGAGUCUUUUGAUCCUGGCUUCUCGUAAUCUGCCACCCAGUUUAGGACGUUAGUCUCAGCUUUAACAGAAGCAGCCACCGCAAUUGACGCGACGAAUUGAUUCUGCAGUCCUGCCUGUAACCGUUUCAUUGCAUACUUGGCUAGGUUUUUCCAGUGACCAACGACGAGGUAGUUUCACUGACUUUUAAGAAAGCUUUUCAGUGUAGUGAAUGUUUAGCGCACUGAUGUCACUUCGCAGCAUAUUUUGGCAGAGUAAGCUACGGUAGUCAGAUCUGUACAAUCUAGCGGUUUCUCCUGCAUUGCGAACGUAUGAGCAUGCGCUGUACUUUCGAAGAUUAUUUCGGUACAUGAGGACAAGUUAGGACUCCUAGUGCACUAACCACCUCCUUAGUGUAUGGCAAGACGUCAAUACCACCGAGGAAACAUUCUUCUUCCACUGUGACUAGAUGCUGAUGGGAACAUAUCAGGGAAGGUCACAGCACACAAGCUUUGACCCCACACACUUCUUAUCAA